Cantharellus anzutake is the source of this 1570-nucleotide messenger RNA. RefSeq lists its product as uncharacterized. NCBI's taxonomy places the organism in Eukaryota, Fungi, Basidiomycota, Agaricomycetes, Cantharellales, Hydnaceae. The transcript is spliced from 2 exons. The coding region runs from base 171 to 1370 and encodes 399 amino acids. The record is from RefSeq and is a predicted model, not a curated record.
AAAUCAGUGGAAUACCGGAAAGCUGGGACUGCCCUCCGACUGGAUGGUGAAUACUUCCCAAUACUAGAUCCACUCUUAUGCCUCUGAAAACACGUUAGUUCUCUGAAGCACAGCUCGAAGAGCCAAUAGUGUCCCUUCUUAACGUCCAAAAGCCGUUUUUGUCCCAGUUAAUGAUUGGCGCUACAUUGGCACCAAUUCAGCACAUGCUAUUACCGCUCACCACUGAAGAAGUUGAUUCCCGAUACGACUCGCCUAUGGAUUUGCGACCCGACUUUUUGCUGUCUACCGCUCGCGUAUUUCUCGAAUCUUACUGGACCGCCGACACGCGACGGUUCCAAAUGCUCGGGUACUUAAAACGUGACACAAGAUACGCUUCGAGCCAGCUUCAUUCAUUGCUUAUACACAACGGUGGCGGUGCAUCCACUGAUGACAUGCUUAUAUAUGCAUUAUCUGGUUCACCGAGCUCUUGGGUACUAAGAAAGCCUCGAUUGUGCUUCCCAGACGAAUUUCAGCCUUCUCAGCCGAUAGACCGUAUCCGUUUUUGCAUUGUCAGGCACCUCAUCACACCGCUGAUGGCUGAGUCUAAGAGGAUUGAUCAGUAUCUCCCCGUAUCCUUUUCCAACCCUGCUUUGAUCACGGGUGCCUUUGAUCCUAGCGAUGAGUCAGUGUCGCCCGAAACUUUUGAAAAUGUUUUUCAUGUAGUUCGUGGUAGUCUGGCGUGCCUAAUGUUGGCAUUGUUCUGUCGACAACGAAUUGGGGCUGGAUUCUGGUCGACAGAAGAUCGUAAAUUGCCUGAAUCUUUGAUGGUAUUCGGCCUCAUCUGGCAGCCGAGUCGCCUUACACUUUUGGCAUUCAUUCCAUUCUGGGACGAAGCUUCCGGGGAGUAUCUCAUAGCAGCUUCAGAAGUGGACACCUUCCUCUUUGGGGAGUAUCCGCCAGAAGAGGAUCAAACCGAAGAACUCAUGACUGGCCCCAAUUCACCUUAUCUUGAACGCGUCCGACUGUUUCUUGCUCUGAAAGUUCUAUCAAAACAUUCAUUUAGACUUUGUGACGUCUUUGACGCCUCGAUGUCGUGGCCACCCUUCGACGUUUGUGAAAUGGAGCACAAGUGGCACCUUCUCUAUCUCCCCCAGGAUGGGCGCACAGAGGCGCUGGAUGAUGUCUCACACAUCGAUGUUGAAGUGGCGGAGACUUAUGAUGAGGAGGAAGCUGGGGAAUCUGAUGAAGACGACAUCUAUGGGUGCAGUAGUGAUUCUGAUUCAGACAGAACCUCCGUCUCCACAACGACCUGCCCCAGCCUCACUUACCCACCCAUUGACACCGACUGCAUUGAAACCUGGCUCGAUACAGUAUUGACUGAAGAGGGAUAGACUUCGUGGGCUUCAGAGGGGCCUGGGGGACUUAGGCAGGCAUCCCGGUUUCUCGCCUCAGUAUACAACAGUUCAUUUUCCCGUAAUUUCUUCUAGUGCCCUUUGGCACCUUGCCUUCAUUAUGUUUUAAUCGUAGGCACAGUAAAACAGGGCUGCAAAUCCAACACCUUGUGGCCUCUGAUCGGUUUGAAAGUGAGCCA